UGCUCUCUGCCUUACCGGACACUGAGCUGAGAGUUAAUUUGUUAGUUGUUAUUUGUUUGUUAGUUCCCACAUAACAGGGAUUGUUGCCUUCAGGCUUUAUAAAUGAGCCAAGAACACUGCUGAUAAUCCCAACGCUGCCUGGAUCCACCCUGUUGGUUUUUUUUUUUGUUUUUAGUUUUUUUUUAAAUAUAUAUUUUAAGUAGUUAUCUUCUUCUAACAGCAAGUUGCUUUCCGUUUUACACUCUCUAUUGCAGGAAUACAAGUCUAUUGUUUUCUAGUAAUUUUGCUAUUCUUGCACAGAGGAUGUUGUUAUAUGUGUGUUUUUUCCUGUAGCAAGUACAAGUUGUGCUUGAGGUUCAGAUUAGAUAUGAGUUGGGAAAAAUAGGAUAAGAUCUAACUGGACACAUCCUCCAAUUUUUCUGCUAAUUUUUUCUAUUGACUGAGGAGGACACUGGGUUUAUUUUUUCACCCUGGAUGUGACACUUUGAGCCAUGCCACCGCCACCACUGCUGCUGCUGCUGCUGCUGCUCUGCCUGCAUACUUCACUGCAAGAACAGACUUCCCCACCUGGUCGAUGUGAUAUCUCCCAAAGGUUGGACGUAUACACCUCCUGCACUUCAUGUGCUGCAGCCACCACUGUCAGUUGCCCUCACGGGUUCAGCAAUGUGGGCACCACCAACUGCAGUUACGUGGUUCAGAUCGGCGGCAGAGAGAUGGAGCUGGAUGGAUGUCAGCACAUCUGUGUGAAGAGGUUCAUGCAGCCACUGUGCUGUCCCCAGCACUGGGGACCACUGUGUCUCCCCUGUCCCACCUGGUCAGGGAAGAACUGUAACUUCCAUGGAGCCUGUCUGGAUGGAGACAGCGGCAACGGGACCUGUGUCUGUGAUGACGGCUUCUUCGGGUUUGCCUGUCAGGAGUGUAAGAAUCAGAACGCCUUUGGAGAAAAUUGUGAUAAAGAGUGUGACUGUGUGCAUGGAGUGUGUAAUAAAGGUCCGGAGGGUGAUGGAAAGUGUUUGUGUCAGCCACCGUACUCUGGGAAGCGGUGUGACCAAGUGAGCACCAGGUGCAGUAGCUGCAGCCCGUACUCCUUCUGUGAGGGAGAGGGAGACGCCGCACGCUGCGAAUGUUUGCCCGGAUACAGGAAGACUCCACAGGGCAAAUGCGCAAGUGUUUGUUCAGGGAGUGACUGUGACGUCAACGCCCAGUGCUCCUCACAGGGGUCAAAGGUCAGCUGUGCUUGUAAGCCUGGCUAUGAGGGAGACGGCAAGAUCUGUGUACCCAAAAACCUUUGUUUAGAGAACAAUGGAGGGUGUCCCAUCAACUCCACCAUCUGUGUCUUUAAAGGACCCAACAAGUCCAGCUGUGAGUGUAUGCUUGGCAUGUCUCCUAUAGGUGACAGUCCUGAGUUUGGCUGUCAGCUGGUUUCUGCCUGCUCAGCAGACACCUGUGACCCUACAGCUCUCUGUCAGACUGAACUGGAUGGACAGCCCAGGUGUGUCUGUGAGGUGGGUCAGAUUGGCGACGGCCGGCGUUGCUAUGGUAACCUGAUGGAGCGUCUUAUAGAGCUUGGCAGGAGUGGAAGCUACAGAGAAAAUCUGACCGAAACCAUCUCUCUGUUUGAGAGAGGCUGUGCACAGCUGCUGAGCCACAAUGGACCUUUCACAGCUUUCAUCCCCCUGCUGAAAACACCUCUAACUGGUGUUAAUGAGGAGCUGGUAUGUAGAAACCACCUGAUCCUGGGUCAGCACCUCUACAAGGAUCUGGAGGGACGAGACUUUAACCUGUUCGGAGGAGCCAAGUUGAGGAGCAAAGACAACAAGAGGUUCAUCCUGAUGGACAACCCCAGCCGACUGUACGCCGUCCUCCAGGAAGACCUGCCAGCAGCCAAUGGGAUCAUCCACAUCAUCAACCAGCCAAUCACAACCACAAUCUCUGACACGUCCCCUCGUGACGAACAAUUUGUUGAUAAGACGAUCAGAGAGAUUCUGACUAAGGAUGGAAAAUACAACCGCUUCUUGUCUCUGGUUGAUAACUGCGGGUCUCCCCUUCCUCUGCGGGGCCCGGGGCCCCUGACUGUGUUCGUCCCCACUAACCAAGCUGUGGACCGAGCCAGAGAUGGCAGCAUCCUGUACAUGAUGAACGAUGCCAAAUAUAAACUUCAGGAGCUCCUCAGACACCACAUUUUCUCCCAAGCUGUGCUGACAGUCGACGAGUUGGCUGCUCUGCCUAAGAUUCUGACGAUGGCCAAUCAGAUCAUCACCAUUACCGUUUCUGAUGAUGGUGAGAUCCUGCUGGGGGAGAAGGGCAUCCGUCUGGUGACCAGCAACAUUGUGGCUUCCAACGGGAUCAUCCAUAUGAUUGACGGGCUGCUUUACCCGCCCUCCAUCCUCCCCAUCCUGCCUCACCGCUGUGAUAUCAUAGAGAGCAAGAUCACCGUGGGUCCGUGUGUUCACUGCAGUUACCUUUAUGAGACAGAGUGUCCAGAUGGCACCACUGAAAUGGACAGUCAUCAGAUCGGCUGUGAUUACGUCACGUCUCCUCUGAAUCCAACGCUCAGUAAAGGCUGCGCCAAAUUCUGCAACACCACCAGACGGGUACAAGAGUGUUGUAAAGGUUUCUAUGGUCCGGACUGCAAACCCUGUAUUGGAGGCUUCCAGCAUCCCUGCUACGACAAAGGAACUUGCUUUGACGGUAUCCAUGGCAAUGGAUCAUGCAGCUGUCAGUCGCGCUUCAAGGGUAUCGCCUGCCACAUCUGCUCAGAUCCAUCCAAGCAUGGAGACAACUGUGACGAAGAGUGUCGGUGUGUCCACGGUGCGUGUGAUAACCGUCCAGGCUCUGGUGGUGUGUGCCGGAGGGGAUCUUGUUUGGAGGGAUACUCCGGAGACAACUGUGACAAGACGGCCACGCCCUGCAACUCCGACGGACUGCAGGAACACUGUCACAUCCACGCGUACUGUACACACACAGGACUGCGUACUACGUGUGUGUGUAGGGAUGGAUACGAGGGUGACGGUCACUCCUGUACUCCCAUUAACCCCUGCCUGAAGAGCAACCGAGGAGGCUGUCACACCAGCGCAGAGUGUGUGUACGUGAGUCCAGGCAACGCGUCCUGUGUGUGUGUUGAGGGUUGGACAGGUGAUGGCAAAGUGUGUGUAGAGAUCAACAACUGUGAGCUGGAGAGUCGUGGAGGUUGCAGCCCCAACGCCAACUGUAACCACAUCGGGCCGGCACAGAGUGAGUGUGUCUGUAAAACAGGUUACAUGGGGAACGGGAUCGUUUGUGACCUGAUCAACCCCUGUCUCGAAAAGAACGGAGGCUGCCAUGGCAUGGCAAAGUGUGAGAUGAAGAGCAGUGGCACUCACACCUGCACCUGUCCUGAUGGCUAUGCUGGAGAUGGAACCAUCUGCUAUGGAUCAUUACAUGAGGAACUGGACAUGAACCCAGUGCUGUAUAGUUUCUUCCGACUGAUUCAGAAGUACAAUCACUACUCUGAGGACCUGAGUGGGAACCUCACAGUGUUGGUUCCGUCCAGAGAAGCUCUGAGGAACAUAAGUUCGGAGCAGAUCUCGUUCUGGACCAGCCGACACCACCUGCCUCACUUCCUGCGGGUCCACAUCCUGCAGGGGAUCCACUCUGUAGAAGACCUGGGCAGACUUGUGGGCAGCAGGCUGCCCACCCUCAACCCCCCCACCAACUGGGAGAUCAGCAACAGCACCGGGGUGAUACGCAUUGGAAACGCCUCCAUCCUCACACACAACCUACCUGCAAUCAAUGGCUACAUUCACAUCAUAGACCAGAUUCUGGCUCCACCACACUCAGACCUCCCCCCUGAGCCUCCCACGCUGAUGGCCUUCCUGAACUCCUCCUCCAACUUCACCCUCUUCAGACAGUACGCUCUGAUGUACAACCUGUCAGGGGACUUGAGUAUGUUUGAAUUCACCCUCUUGCUGCCGACAGACGAGGCCAUCAGGCAACACCUCAGCAAGACUAACUCCUCCCUCCUGGACUCUGAUGUGUUCAAGUACCAUGUGAUUCUCAAGGAGCUGCUCUUUCCUGACCACCUGGCUGACGGCACGUUGAAAAGCACUCUGCUGGGCAGCGACUACCAGGUCCAGUUCCACUUAAACAACAACAACCAGACAGUUGUGAACGACGUUCCACUUGACGGACGUUUUAUUGAGACGCAGUAUGGUGUCAUCAUGGUCCUCCCUCAGGUCCUCAAAGUCCGCCGCAACAGAUGCAGCAAACAGGUCACCCUGCAGGUCAAUGGAAGGUGUUCAGACUGUAGUGGACCACCUCGAUGCCUCUUCAGCUACACACCAAUCAAAGAACAGUUUCCUUCCAACAUGCGGUCCAACUGUAGAUACAGGAAGCGAGUGGGCUCCAGGAGGAAGUCAGUACCAGGCUGCAUCAUCAAAUGUCUUCGGUUAACCACGGAUCACUCCUGUUGCCCCGGCUACUAUGGCCACGAGUGCUUCAAAUGCCCCGGGGACGUUGGCAACUGGUGCUCCAAUCACGGGGAGUGUCAGGACGGUAACCAUGGCAACGGAGAGUGUCGUUGCUACGAGGGUUUCCAUGGCACCGUGUGCGAGGACUGUGAGCCGGGACGAUAUGGAGUCAACUGCUCCUCCAAGUGUGUGUGUGAACACGGGAAGUGUGAGGAUGGUCUUGCAGGAAGUGGCAGGUGUGUGUGUAAUAAAGGUUGGAAAGGAGCAUCCUGCUCCGUAGAGAUCAAGGAUGACGCGUGUGGAGGUGUGUGUGACGAGAACGCUAACUGUAUAACAGGCCCAAAGGGAGCAGCUGCUGCUUGUGUGUGUGUGGCUGGAUAUGAAGGCAACGGAACUCACUGCAAAGAGAUGGAUUUGUGCAGCAGGUCUAACGGUGGAUGUUCAGAGUUUGCCGUCUGUACGAAAGUCUCAGCAGGAGAGAGGACCUGUACCUGCAGAGAGGGGUACACUGGAGACGGGGUCAUCUGCCUGGAGAUGGACGGCUGUCUGGUAAACAAUGGAGGCUGCCACAUAUCGGCAGACUGCAUCAGAACAGGCCCCAACACUACGGCUUGCAGGUGUCAGCUGGGCUUCCAAGGAACAGGGAGGUUCUGUUAUCCUGUCAACCCCUGCAGAAACAACAAUGGCGGCUGCAGUAAGCAUGCUCGCUGUGAGUACAUGGGUCAUGGCCAGAGGAACUGCACCUGCUUGAGAGGCCACGUAGGCGAUGGCUUUGAUUGCCGGGGAAACACCAACAAUGAGCUGUUCCGGAAGCCAGAGAAUGCCUUCUUCCGUCAAAUGCUAUCCCAAUCAGACGUUCGAAACCUUUAUGGUGAAGGACCGUUCACUGUCUUCGUCCCUGUAGAGGAAACUAACAACGAGUCCACUAUCACAGAAUGGAAGUCGUUUGGUCGUCUCAGUGACCUCGUCCGUUACCAUGUCGUUUCCUGUGAGACUUUGACCUUGAGUGACCUCAAAACCACUGAGCGCGCUGUGUCGUUGUCUGGAUACACACUGCACUUCAGCCUGCAGCAGGGUUCAGUCUGGGUCAACAACAGGUCGAGGAUCCUGAGGAGUGAUUACACCACCUCGAACGGAGUCAUCCACCACAUCGACACGCUGCUGACGCCUUUCAGGCUGCAGGACAGAGCACGCCUCGAAUCUAACACGAUGAACUUCACCUCAGCAGCCACGUUUUAUGGCUACAGUCGCUUCUACAAACUCGUGGAGGAUGCAGGGUUACUCCCUGUGCUCCAGAUGUCCAUCCACCAGCCGUUCACCAUGUUUUGGCCCACAGACGAGGCUCUCAGCUCCCUGCCAGCUGAACGGCAGCGCUGGCUCACCAGCCCCGACCACCAAGAAGAGCUGGCUGCUACUGUGAAGGCUCACAUCAUACGCAACUCUAGGGUGAUGGGUGUCAGUCAGCCGGAUAGAUACUCGUCGUUCCGCACCAUGCAUGGCUCCACCAUCAAGUACAGCUGUGACAAGACUCUUGUGGGGGCUGUAUUGAUUAAUGAUAACGCGGCCAAGGUGGUGGAGCGCUACCUGACCUUCAAAGAGGGCCUGGCCUAUGCCAUCGACCAGUUACUGGAACCACCUGGCCUGGGAGCGCACUGCGACAGCAUCGAGAACAGAACUACUUAUGGGCGCUGUGGACGCUGCUUCUUCACCCCAUCCUGCCCCCUCAGACACCACGACAUGGGAAAGACGGAGCGUUGUUUCAACUUUCGCUCCAGACAUGGGAUUGGCUACCCACAUUGGUAUCCUGACCUGGACGAUCAUUUCAGCCGGACGGGCUGUAGGAGAGUUUGUCAGUUUCCUUCAUGGGUCCAGAAGUGCUGCAAAAACCACUAUGGCCGAGACUGUCAAGUUUGUCCAGGUGGUGUGGAGGCCCCUUGUGGCAACCAUGGUGAGUGCGACGACGGUCUGCGUGGUUCAGGAAGAUGUAGGUGCCACGACGGCUUCAGAGGAGCAGCCUGCGAACUGUGUGGCACUGGCUACUACGGUCCCAACUGCACAGCCUGUAGCUGUGGGAAGCAGGGAAGGUGUGACGAGGGCAUUGAAGGUUCUGGACAGUGUGUCUGUAACACGGGCUGGGAGGGCGAUCGCUGCCAGAACGAAAUACGCUUGAUCCCAGAGGAGUGUCGGCAGUGCCAUGCUCAGGCCGACUGUGUGCCAGGUGUUGGUUGUCAGUGUAAAUCUGGGUUUCAGGGGAACGGCACCUUCUGCAGCCCAGAGCCACCCCCCGACCUCUGCUCAGAGUAUAAUGGCGGCUGUCACCAGAACGCAGACUGUAACCAGGCAGGACUGGUUGUCAACUGCACCUGUCACAGUGAUUACCAAGGAGAUGGUUACUCCUGCGAGCCCAUCAACAGGUGUGUUGAGGAGCAGAAUGGCGGCUGCAGUGACUUCGCCUCCUGCAAGUUCACAGGUCCAAACCAGCGUGACUGUGAGUGCCUGCCGGGGUACGUGGGUAAUGGAGUCCAGUGUAUGGAGAAGGUGGUGCCCCCUGUUGACCGCUGCCUUGAGGACAACGGAGGCUGUGACCCAGUGGCUACCUGCAAGGACCUCCAUUAUCAUGCCAACACAGCUGGAGUGUUCCACCUGCGCUCUCCAAAGGGAAAGUACCAGAUGAACUUCAGUCAGGCCGAUGCCGCCUGCCAGGCCGAGGGCGCCACGCUGGCCAACUUUAAACAGAUGGGAGACGCACAGCAGCUGGGGAUGCAUCUGUGCGUGGCCGGCUGGAUAGAGGGGGGAAAGGUGGGAUACCCAACCCGCUUCCCCUCGGUCAACUGUGGAGACUACCACGUGGGCCUGGUUAUGUACAAGGACCCUGUGGACCAGAGCAGCAAGUACGACGCCUACUGCUACAGGGUCAAAGAUGUUUCGUGUACGUGUCCCGCUGGAUACAUUGGAAACGGAGACUUCUGUAACGGCGUCCUGACCAGCGUCCUCGCAACGUACAGCAACUUCUCCAUCUUUUACAAGUUUCUGUUGGAUUAUAGCAGCUCGAGCUCAGACGGCGAACGGCUCGUUGAAUUUCUAUCUCACAAGAAGUCUGAGGUCACGCUCUUUGUUCCUCAUAAUGCCGGCUUCACCCCAAACCAGACUCUGUCCGGUAGAGAUCUUGAAUAUCACAUCUCAGCCAAUCACAGCAGACGGCCAUUCAAGGACCUGAGACAUCAAGAAGUCAUCAAAUCGAGACUCGGGUUCAACCUGACAGUUACCGAGGGCAAAAACGAGAGCUACAAACAGGUGAACAAGCAGCUGCUGGUGGAGUGGGACAUUCCUGCUGUAAACGGGAUCAUUCACGUCAUUGAGGCCCCGCUGAUAGCGCCCCCACCCCCGAUCUCCCAUGAUGCUUCCCGAAGCCACGCCCACUCCAGCGGCACAGCCUCCGCCGUCUUGGUGUCGGUCUUGCUGGCGUGUGUGUUGGCAGCGCUCGGCUACUACGUCUUCAAACACAAGACCGAUGCUUUCCGCUUCCACUACUUCAGAAAUGAGGAUGAGGACGGUGCAGCAGGCGGCACGACCAAACCCACGCUGGUCUCAAUCCCUAACCCUCUGUACAGCGGCUCCAGGGCCUUCGCCGAGCCGUUCGGGGACAACAGUCAGGGUGGGGAGCCGGCAGAACCUGAAGAACCUCCAAAUAUUCUGGACCUGGACCCACAAAACUAGUUCAAGCAGGAAAACUAGAGGUGUCUGUUUACAAACCACAGUAACGCUUUACCUAUAUCAUGGUUCAGCUUUAUGCAUUUCGUCUAUAUUCAAAUAAGAAUUAAAAGUUGUCAGUUUACUUAGUCCAGAUGUUGUCUGGAAGAAAAACCAAAUCAGUAUUUUUUUUUUAUGAGCAGUCAAUGAUUCUGUGUAAUGUGAUAUCACUGUGAAUGUGAUGAUCACUGUGAAACCUCCAGGGCAUUAUCAGCAACUCUGCAGCUCUAUGAUGAUUUUUAGGCUUUUAGCUUCUACUUUUGGUUUUAUGGCACAUUUAUUAUACUGUUCAGUCUCAGGCAGCUGUUAUCAGACAAAAUGCUUUAAAAACCCACUGUACACUACCUGUCGAGCACCAAACAGCAGACAGACACAGUUAGAGACCAGCUGGUGAACAUAAUGGAGCAUUUAACAGCUAAAGAGCCAGAUAUUUUCCUCAGGAGUUGGUAGAGACCAAAAAUGGAGCUAAAAGAGAGUGAAUAUUGAAGUUUAAAUUCAUCAGGUGGACACAAACACAACUUCAAUAGGACGAUCUUGUUUCUCUGUGUCUACAGGAUAUGGAUCUGUAGGCAGCAGUUUGAUAAUAUGUUAGCCACAUCUACUUUGCUUUUAUUGUAAUAAACAAAAACCAGAAUUACUGACUGACUCUACUGCAAUGGGCAUAUGAUUUUAAGGGCUUAUGGAGAAGUUGUCAGCAAACAUAACAUUAUCAAGUCACAAGAGCUGUGUUUGUUUCCACCUGAGUCUAAUAUUCACUCCAUUUUUUGCUCAGGUUUGUUCUCCACCAACUCCGGAGAACAACGUCUGGCUCUUUAGCUGCUGAAUGCUCCACUUUGCCCACUGUGUUUGUCUGCUGAACUGAGAUCAGCUGCUCAACAUUUCAUACAAGCGAGGUUCUGAGUCGAGAGAGCCAAAGAAAAAAAAAAGGUCGACAGUUGGUCGUCAAUUCAAACACAAAUCCUGACACAUCUCGUUCCUCUGUGCCACAGAGCUCCACUGUUAUCCAGAAACUAUUGAAAACAUCAGUGAGUUGCUCUGGGUGACAUGUUCCUUCAUUACCAUGAACACACACUGCAGUUUAUUUUGACUCAGUCCCGCACACACACCAUUCUGCUGCAGGAAAAACUCACUAGAGCAACAAAUUUGGAUUAAUCUUCCACUGAAAACAGUCCACAGCAAAGUGUCUAUUUCCUCUUGUUGGCAAAAGCACAGUGAUCAGCUGUUUUAGGAAACUUACUGAGCUUUUUAAGAAAUUAAACUAUAUUCGAGAGCAGCUUUUAAAGAUUUAUGUCUUCAGAGAGAACAAACAGGAUGAGAAGAACAACAGCCUCGUCUUUUAACUCUGAACACUAAACACAAAGUACUGUCACACUGGAGCAGCUGCAUUUUCUCAAACCACCAAAAUGUCCACCAAAAAAAAUCACAACCUCUGAGAAGAUGUUAAACUCCAUCCAUCUGCCUCUCUGCUGCUUUUUUUCAGUCCUCAAUCAGUAACAGUGUUGUUUUCAGCAGUGAGACUUGGUGAAUGUGCCAAGUUUGUCAGAAAACAGUUAAAUGACAUUAGAGGUGGCGUUGAGGAAAUCACAGCAGUCUCGUCAGAGACUGACCAAAAGACAGAGAACAAAACCAAAAGAAGUUGUUGUGAUGCCCUACUCAUCUGAAGAUGCAUGUGCAGUCAUGCAUGCACACACAUAAAUCUAGGAAAAUUUUGUUUACAUGUCUAAACAUAUUUUGAUCUGCAAAUCAGUUCAGUCUGAUAGCAUAAUGAAUUUCAGUUCCACAGUUUUCUGGAAGUUAAAAAUGAUGGAUUCUGUGAAAUAAAGAUACAAAAAUUCAA
Molecule: messenger RNA, 10035 nt
Organism: Toxotes jaculatrix (banded archerfish)
Lineage: Eukaryota; Metazoa; Chordata; Actinopteri; Toxotidae
Gene: stab1
Product: stabilin 1
Exons: 70
Coding region: 492-8165 (2557 amino acids)
Biological process (GO): cell adhesion
Molecular function (GO): hyaluronic acid binding; calcium ion binding
Source: RefSeq, a predicted model, not a curated record